Molecule: messenger RNA, 10413 nt
Organism: Podarcis lilfordi (Lilford's wall lizard)
Lineage: Eukaryota; Metazoa; Chordata; Lepidosauria; Squamata; Lacertidae
Source: the annotation of a GenBank genome assembly
AUGGGGGUCCAUAAACCUCAAGAAAUUGUCUCUCUCAUUCUUGGUUCUUUCUACAUUGUAUUCCUGGCACUGAUCCCUUCAUCAGGUAAAAAGUGUAGAGAAGCAGCAGCAACAUAAUGUUAUGUUACCAUGGACUUAGCCAAGAAGGACUUUUAGGCAUGUUGUGACACAGAAAUCUAUGUGCACAUGGGGUUCUCAUUGGUGGAUCUUUGCAAUUUCUCCUUUCCUACUUGACAGUGGAGAAGCCAUAGCAGAAUUUGGAAAGGUGUCUGCCUCCAUCUUGAUUGUGUUCUCAUUAUACGACUGAUUCUCAUUGGGAAACUAGGAGCUGCAGUGGCCCUGCAGAAAAGCUAAUUAAUUCUUUUUGCCUCCCUACAUCUUACUCUCAUUUCAAGUAGGAGUAAGCAAUGAAAUGUUCAAAGACAAGGUGGGGCAGUUACUGUUAAGCAGGAGGAUGUCUCAGUAACAGAUGAGGCUUUGGCGGGAGAAGAGUUCAGUGAGCUAACUAGUUUAUACAGUGGUACCUCGGGUUAAGUACUAAAUUCAUUCUGGAGGUCCGUACUUAACCUGAAACUGUUCUUAACCUGAAGGACCACUUUAGCUAAAUGGGGCCUCCCGCUGCCGCUGUGCCGCCACUACACGAUUUCUGUUCUCAACUUGAAACAAAGUUCUUAACCCAAGGUAAUAUUUCUGGGUUAGUGGAAUCUGUAACCUGAAGGUUAUGUAACCUGAAGCGUAUGUAACCCAAGGUACCACUGUACUGAAUUCAGACUACUGAUCCAUCUAGCUCAAUACUGUUUGCACUGACUGGCAGCACCUCUCCAGAAUUUCAGACAGGGUUCUCUCCCAGCUCUACCUGCCAAUGCUGGGGCUUGGAUCUCAGACAUGCAUUCUUCACUAUUGAGCGACACACACUCACCUCCUUCAUACAGAUGAUUUAAAGGCUUUUCCUGCUUCUAUCAUCUCAGCUACCUCUGCUUUUGAGGCUAUGAACUUAUUUAAGACCUUGACUGACAGAUUGCAAGACCACUUGAGAACUGAGAUCAAGAGUAGUGGCUCACAAAGUUUGUUGGGAUCUUCCAGCUGGUUUGACAAAGAGUGCAAACAGGCCAAAAGCCAGCUGAAGAGAGUCUACUGUAAAUACAGGAACUCUAAUAAUAAUAAAUUAUUAUUAUAUUUAUUAUUAUUAUUAUUAUUAUUAUUAUUAUUAUUAUUUCCCUGCCCAUCUGGCUGGGUUUCCUCAGCCACUCUGGGUGGCACCCAACAGAAUAUUUAAAACACAAUAAAACAUCAAACAUUAAAAACUUCCCUAAACAGGGCUGCCUUCAGAUGUCUUCUAAAAGUCAGAUAGUUGUUUAUUUCCUUGACAUUUCACAGGAGGGCGUUCCACAGGGCGGGUGCCACUACCAAGAAGGCCCUCUGCCUGGUUUCCUGUAACUUCACUUCUCGCAGUGAGGGAACCGCCAGAAGGCCCUCAGAGCUGGACCUCAGUGUCCAGGCUAAAUUAUGGGGGUGAAGACACUCCUUCAGGUAUACUGGGCCGAGGCCGUUUAAUUCAUACCUUCCCCGAUAGCGAUAAUCAGAUAGUGUAGCCAUCAUCAAAUAACCUCAAAAUGAACCUUAAAAAUGGUAUUCAGUGCAAGUGCCCCAAAGGUCUGUAGACAAGUCUGGCCCAUACAUCAGGUGAGAUCCUUGUAAAGGCUGCCUGUUCCUCUCAAUCAGAAUAUUCCCCAAUCUCACCGCUCACCUCCAUGUACACAAAGUCAUGUGGAGGGAAAAUAUUUGCCCCUUCUGUAGGGAAUCCAAACCCCGAGAUGUACCAUUUGGGGAAACGUUUCAACCUCAGACUUGGUGGUGCUGUUGUUGCCUUUAAUAUUUGUGAUUCUUUUCCAGACCAUUUUGAACUGAACUCUGCCUUAUUUGUCAUUGGGUAUGUGGGGCAAGAUGUCAUCUUGCCAUGCCAGAGCUCUUCUGGGGCUCUGCCACAAAACGUGGAAGUUCAGUGGAAAAAAACUGUAGAUGACAACACGGAGAACAUCUACCAGUUCACAGCUUUCACUGGGCAGGAAACAUUUGGGCAAGGCUAUGAGUCCAGGGCAGUGUUUGCCACAGAGGGACUGGACACUGGAAAUGUUUCCUUGAUGCUGAAAAUGGCCCAAAAGUCUGAUGAAGGAAGCUACAGCUGCAUUGUCAAGACCAAAGACUGGGGUGCUCAGACCCAAACUGUUCUGGUUGUUGAAUCUUCAAAAGGUAUGAAUCACAAAGUAGGACGGGCACAGAGGAAAUAGCUCAGGCCUAACUUUGGCAUUUGUGGUGUAAAAUUUAAAGCUACAGUAAUCACCAGAGAUGACCUCUCCUUCACAAAGGACAGUCCUAUUUGAAGGCACCCUCUCUUUGAAAAGCUUCCCAGUCCAAGACUGGUUUAAAGAUGAAGUGCCAUAAGAGGGAAAGCAGUGGCCCUGAAUUUGAUCAUUAACAGUUAGUGACUGCUCAGCAAACUGAGCAGGAACCUGGGUCAUCUAUUCACUAGGGUGAAUUGGAUACUAUUUCUGAUUAAAUUUUAGCAGUUAGUUCCAAAUUUGCAUCUAUGCUUAUAAAGUGGCACAAUGUAUUUUUUUUGUUGGUUCAUGUGAGCAUGGGAGGGGGGGUAACAAAGGAAACCAGGCCCCCUUACAACUAUAUUUCCCAUUACUCUCUUUGCGACAUCAUAAUCUAAUAAGCAAAGAAAGGACCUGGCUGAACUUCUGAAUAAUGUGUUACCAGAGUCCUCUCCAUUGUCCUCCAUGAGUUCCUGCUGCCACGACUGAUACUGAUUCCCUGGAUAGAUGGCAAUGACUCCAAAAAUCUCAGAACUCAAGUGGUUCCAUUUUAAAUGGUUAUCAUUUUUUAAAUAUCUGCUGCUUGAUCAAGUAGGAACCUAUUUUUAAUCAAUGGAAAGGUUUUCAGUUGAUUAAUCAUACUGCCUGAUUGUCUGACUAUCAUAGCAUGUAAAAAGGCAUCCCUUAUUCUCUGCCAUUUCUUUCUUUCAGGCAACAGUACCUCAGAGAAUUAUUGUUCCUGCACUGCCUUUUGGGUGAUGUUUGUCUUUCUUCUUCUCGCUCUUCUCGCUCUUGCAGUCACUGUUUGGGCAGUCAUACACAAAGGUACCGUAUAAAUCACUCUCUCUAAUAGUGAAUUCAUGUGAGGAGUGGAGUGCAGACAGUGGGGCCAACUUGCAUAAAAUAUUGGGGGCCCCAGGUAAGCCCCUCUCCACAUAAUCGAUCAGAAGACACAGUGUAUACACACCAUUUGCAUGGCAAUGCCCAUCAAUUUUGGGGGUGCAAAGAGCCCUCAGCCCCUAGGAGUUGGCUCCUAUGAGUGCAGAUAAGAUUGCAGCUAUAGCAGAGACCCAAGAGAGAUUUAUCUACAUGCUCAGAGUAAUUACAAGGCAAUGGUGGACCCUGGCUUUUCACAUUUCAGUGGUCUCCCAUGUGACGCCCAAAUCCGGCCUUAUGUAGGACUUCAUAGUUGUGUCACCUGCUGCAGUGUCCCAGAAGCUCUGUGCCCAGUGUGGCCAAACCAGUCAUGUUCCCCUAGAUCUGCCUCUGCACAAGGUCUGCAGAUGUACAAAAACAAUCCAACAGAGGGUACAAUCCCCCUCAAAUGGCUUAUAGCACAGAUGACUAAUCUGUGAUUUUAACAGUCCUGUAGCUGGAUUACAAUUCCCAUCAUCCCUGAUGAUGCUGGCUGAGGCUGGAGUCCAGCAAUAUCUGAACAGGCACAAGUAGACUACCCCAAUCCACAGAAUUUAUCCACUACUACAUCCUUGCCUUGGGGCUUUUACCGUAGAGUCCUACAGCUCUAUAUUCCAUAGUUGGUUGCAAAUAAAAAUAUCCAAUAGGGUAUUCUAUUCUGGUAGUGCCCUUAGAUGCCAAGCUAAAUUGGACUUCCUUAUGAUUCCCCCCACCCCCUGCCCCACAUCUCAAGGUGCCAGAGAAAAGGAAACUCUCUCACGGAAUGAAGAGCAGAAUGUUAAAGAAGAAAAAGGGGAAAUAAAGGAAGAAGAAGAAGGUAUGUCUUGUAAAAUCUGUCUGCUUGUAAACAACCAUUUGAUCAACUGAAAACACGGCCACAUAUUCAAUUUUUGUAUUUGAAAGGAGAAAUAUGAACCAUCAAGAUUACCCCUUUGCUAAACCAAGAGGCAUUUUCUGCCAGCCUGAGCCCCACAUUAAACCCGGGACAUUAUCUGGGGUGCGGGUAGGUGGUCCAAGCACCUCCCUGUAACUGAUUUGUGGGUUAGGGACUGAAUAGAAACAUUGCCCUGUGCUGAAUGGAGACUUGAUCAGCUCUACCGAUCAGAGGGAAGUGGUGUGAAACAAUGUCUCCAGAAUCACACCAUCAACCCCCUCCACACGUAAAGCAGGAUGGUGCUUGUGUACACCCAGCAACUAUGCCACUCCUAAUGGUAUUUGUGGAAAGUCCCUCAGUCAGUCAAAUUCCUGCUGUAGGCAGGCCACUCACCCUGAGAGACCUGGAUCAUUCACUCUGUUAGGAGAUUGGUGGGCCAUAUUGCUUAGAAUGAAAACCAUAUGCAUUUCUGUUUUUUAGGACUAUUUCCAGAAAACAGAACAUUGCAGGAAGAAAAAAGGUAUGCCUUAUAAAAUGUUUCCACUUUCAAACAACCAUUUGAUCCGAUUAAAAUAUAACCCUAUAUUUCAUUUUCCUUUUGUUUGUGACAAAACACGUUGUGUUCUGCAUAGUUGUACUUUGAAACGCAUGAAAACAAAGUAGACUUUCUUUCUUUUUAACCUUUAUUAAGUUAUUGUAACGGUACAAUAGGAGAUUCCACAAAACAGAACACGAGAGAGACAGAGAGAGAGAGAGAGAACACCACUUGCCUGUUGAAUAAAAUAAAUUGCCAAUAAACAUACUUUUAGUUAUAAUUAGCAGAAUACAAGACAAUGAGCUUGAGUGGUGUGAGGGAAUCAGAAAUUUCUGCACACUUUGUAUCAUGCAGCGUAUUCAGAUGGUCCUGUAAAGAACAGCCCAAAUCUUCCUUUGUAAUCAUCCUUCAGUGAGAACACAGAAGCGAGCGUGCACUCUUCUUAUUUGUAAUUAUAUGUGUAAUGCCAAAAGCACAUCUGGGGGGGGGGGAGAGAUCUGAACGUGGAUAUACCGUAUUUCUUGCCCUAUAGGACGCACUUUUUCCCCUCCAAAAAUGAAGGGGAAAUGUGUGUGCGUCCUAUGGGGCGAAUGCAGGCUCUCGCUCUCCAGGCUUCAGGAGAGCCCCACUGCCAGCCCCACAAGCUUGGGGGACAGCGGGGUGGCAGAACGCCGCCAUCCCGCUGUCUCCCAACGUCCUUUGGAGGAUGGCGGCAGGAAAAGCCCACUUCUCCCUGCCGCCAACCCCGCAAGCUGGGGGACAGCAGGGAGGCACAACGUGCCCAGGCUUAGCUUCAGCUGUGGGAGCCCGGCGCUGGGCUCCCACGGCUUGCGGAGAGCUGCAUGUUCUGGGGGCUAGGGUCGGGGGAAGCUCGGGCUUCCACCGUCCCAGUCCCGCGCCUGGGGGGGGAAAUAAUUUUUUUCCCCUUUAUUUCCCCCCCCCCAAAAAAUUAGGUGCGUCCUAUGGGCCGGUGCGUCCUAUAGGGCGAAAAAUACGGUAACUCCAUCUUCUCCUUUUAUAAAAUCUAGUUACGAGAUUCUCACACUCUGGACUAUUGAACUGGGGUGUUGUUUAGGGGGGUUUUGUUGCUGGGGAGGGACGUUUCGCCAUUCAUGGGGGGUUUUUUGUAUCUUUGUUUUGUAUCUUAUGAUUGUUGAUCUUGUGAUAGUUUAUCUUAUGAAGAAUUGUUCGGUUUGGUUUUAUACUCGUUGAUGUUCUAUUAAUUGUUUAUGAAUACCUUAGUUACGUUAAGAAACUGGUGUCUAGAUUGAGAAAUGUUACGUGAAUGUCUUCCCCGGCCCAUACUUUCCCCUGUGUUACUCCAGCCAGUAAAUAGCAGCAUUAUGAGCACACACAAAUAGCCCUUUCGGGGCUGCUUUUCUCUCUUUGGGGGGGUUUUCAUGCCUAGUAUUCUGGAAUUCUAAUUUUGUAGAAGUAUAGGAGAUUCAAAGACAGACUAGAUGCCUGCCUGUCCUGUGUCUGCAGCUAAUGAUUGCUGUCAGCAGGGGAAGCAACCCUCUCUGUCAGGCAAAUCCCUCCUCUUAAUCAUGCCACUAACCCUAAGGGACCUGGAUCAUUCUCUCCAUUAGGGGAUUGCAGGCCAUAUUGCUUAGAAUGAAAGCCAUAUGCUCUUCACUGUUUGCAUUCCUCUUUUUAGUACGAUUAAAAGAAAACAGAAAACUGCAGAAAGAAAAAGGUAUGUCUUAUAAAAUGUUUCUGUUUUUAAACAACCAUUUGUUCCAAUUAAAAUAUAACCACAUAUUCCAUUUCUCUUUCUUUGUGACAAAACACAUGAAAGAAGAAGGUAUUAGAUUGGAGGGUUAAGGUGCACAUUGGCCGGCAUUCAGUUAGUUAGGGGCCUUAAGAUUAAGCCACAAUGAUGACACCAACACAGAGUUUUAAAGAUCGCUGGGCCUGAACAUUUUGUUCUUCCCUCAAUCACCAUCUGCCAUUGUCUAGGUUUCCUCAGUUUUGUAGCUUGCCUUUGUCAUUUUUGUAUUAAAAAAUAAACCAUCAAGAUUAUCCCUGUGCUUUGAAGCAUUUUCUGCCAGUCUUAGCCAAACAUUAAACACAGGACAUUAUCUGGGGUGGAGCAUUCCAAGCUCUUCCCUGUAACUGAUUUGUGGGUUAGGGGCUGAUGUCAGAAACCUGACUCUCCAGGACCCAGCAAAUGAGGCAGGAGACGGGGGUAGGAGAGGAGAGUCAGCCGGCGGAAGAGACAGGAGGCUUGUCUUUUCGAAAUGACACCCCGUUUCUAGACCUGGCACUUCCUUAUCAAUGGGAGGGGGGCUGGAAGAGAGCCCAGACGAAGACAGUCUGCCAAGGGGUCGGGUGGCUCCGGAACCACUCUCUAGUGACAGUGAUGGAGAACCAAUUAACACUCUCAGUCCAAAGUCCCAAUGUUGGGCACACCUAUAGGAAGAACGUAAACACAGAGGCAGGCUUAAGAGGUUUUGGCACGGAUCUUGUUGGAAACAUAAUCAGAAAGACUCAGAUUUGAACAUCCUUGAUGUGUGGUGGAUGUGUGCAAGAGCAGCUCUGUGAAUAUGCUUGUAAAUCAAGCUCAAUUGAACCGAUAACCAUUCCCGUGCUUGCUGGACUGUUUGCUGCUAACUAUCAUUAUAGCUGAAUGGAAACACUGUCCCCUGCUGAAUGUAGCCUUGAUCAACUCCUCUGUGACUCUCUGUUGGUAGUGAGAGAAUAAGCUAAGUCUGAUUGAGUCCCCCACUCCAUGCACAGUUUCCAUGGUGUUCUGUCUUACUUAUUAAGGACCGACACCCCAGUAUCUCCUGCAUCUUCUUAUUCAGAUCUCUUAACUGCCACAUAACUACUCUACUUGGACUUCCUUGUCCACUGCUCUGGUCCACAGCUGAGGCAACAAAAGAAACCCUGCAGCUGUUGCCAUUUCUUUUUGGCUGGUCCUAAUGAAAGUAUUGCCCAAUUGUAGAUCUGGAUGGUUCUUUUGACGCACUAACAGAGUUACCUUUGUUUUUCACGUACCUUUUGGAUUUUAAAUUAAAUGUUAGAUGAUGUAAUCCAUGCAUUCAUUCAUUAUACAGUGGUACCUCGGGUUAAGUACUUAAUUCGUUCCAGAGGUCCGUUCUUAAUCUGAAACUGUUCUUAACCUGAAGCACCACUUUAGCUAAUGGGGCCUCCUGCUGCCGCCGCUGCACAAUUUCUGUUCUCAUCCUGAAGCAAAGUUCUUAACCUGAAGCACUAUUUCUGGGUUAGCGGAGUCUGUAACCUGAACUGUAUGUAACCUGAAGCGUAUGUAACCCGAGGUACCACUGUAUUUCUUUGCUGCUUUUUCACUCACAUGAGUCACAAAGUGGCUUACAAACAAUAACGGAAUAGAAAAUCACAAUCACAACAUAAAUCACACAAAAUAAUUUACAACUCAUCAGUAAAACAACCACUUUCUAUAACAACUAACAAAACAACAAAAUAACUAACAAAACAGAUUAAACAGCAGAACCACAAAGAAGUCAUAAUCUAAAAUUCACAAAGCAUGACAGCACUCAUAAUCCACAAAACAAUAUUAACAACAUUAACAAACAGCAAAAGGAAACUAAGCACUGUUGAAUUCAUACACACACACUGCCCCACCCCCCUUGACUCACAGGCUGGAUCUAGAUGCAUCAAAGAAGCUUCAAGUUUCAGUUAAGUGCAUUGUAAAUUAUUUAAAGAGAAAUCAGCUUAGCAAAAACAGGACUCCUCAUCGCCAUCUGGUGUCACAGUGUUAUAUUGCAUAUACUAUGCAUACAUAUCGCUUUUUCUUUACCAAUCUAGCUGAGUCCAUAGUCUUCCAGUCCGUUCAUCGAAAGACAUAUACAAAUAAUGCCUAUACCACUCUCAAUGGUAUUUGUAGAAAUCCCCCUGUCAUAUAUAUGCCACUCACCUCAAGGGACCUGAAUCAUUCCUUCUAUUAGGGGAUUGGCGGGUGAUAUUGCUUAGAAUGAAAACUAUAUACAUUUCUCUUUUUUAGGACUACAGUAUUACAAGAAAACAGAAAAUUGCAGGAAGAAAAAGGUAUGCCUUAUAAAAUGCUUCCGCUUUCAAACAACCAUUUGAUCCAAUUAAAAUAUAGCCAUAUAUUCCAUUUCUCUUUGUUUGUGGCAAAACACAUGAAAAAAGUAGGUAUCAGUUUGGAGGGUUAAGGUGCUCAGUAGUGGGCAUUCAUUUAGUGAAGGACCUUCGAUUAAGCCACAGUGAUGAUACUGGCACAGAGUUUUAAAGAUCACUUGGCCUGAGCAUUUUGUUCUUCCUUUGAUCACCACCUGCCACUACCUAGAUUCCCCUCAGUUGUACAGCUUGCCUUCGUCAUAUUCAAUAUAUAUAUAUAUAUAUAUAUAUAUAUAUAUAUAUAUAUAAAAUCAUCAUCAUCAUUACCUCCGUGGUGUGUGGAGAAGUGCUGUGGGCCAGCUCGCUGGAUAGCUUGUGCCAACAUUGCUGGUUGUUAUGUGAAAAGAACUACUUACUAAGAAUUACUUUUCUUCAUUCCUUUAUUCACAGAGUUCUGAGAGGCCUGUUCCUUCAGAUGUGAGAACAACAUACUUUUUUCUUUCUUUUUUAAAACUUUAUUGAGUAUUUGCAGAGGUACAUUGGGAGAUACCACAAAACAGAACACCAUAACAAAACAAUACAAAAAAUAUGGGAAGAACCACUUGUCUGCUAAAUAAAAUAGUCAAUAAACCAAACGCUCCAACUCCAGGGGGCUAAGGCUCUGUGAGUUCUCCCAAUCUUUUUUUUAGGGGGCUGCCCCCCCUUCCACUGUUGAGGCUGAAUGUGGAGCCAGGCACGGAGCAAGCUUCAUGUCAGGGCCCCCUCCAUGUUCUUUGGAAGAUGACGUUUCUGCAAUAGACAUACUUUUAAUAUAAGUAGCACAGUAUACAAGCAAAGACAAUGGGCUUUAGUGGUGGGAGGGAAUCAGAAAGUUCUGCACACCUUCUGUUGUGCCGCUUAUUCAGAUGAUCCUGUAAAGCACAACCCAAAUCUUCCUUUGUAAUCAUCCUUCGAAUCCCAAAAGGAUGUAAUAAAGAUCCAGGAAAUGCUUUUACUUGCCAUCAAAAGCUGCAAGUGAAUUUGUUUUUGUUUUGUUUUUUAAAACAAUGAAAAUGGAGGAGAUUCCUCUGUAGCACUGAAGAAAAUGUCCAGAUUCCAAAAAAACCCAACUAUGUUAAAUAGUGAAAUAGUGAAUUGCUGGAUGCAGGUUGGUGCAAUCUUACAGUGGUACCUCGGGUGAUAUGCACCGGUACGCUGUACUGCCACCUCUUUUCCCCCAGCCACCAUCUUGCCAGCGCCAUUUGCCCUCCCACCCACUUGCUUGCUCCCAUACACACCUUGCCCCUUCCGCCACUCCUGCCCUGCAGGAACGGCCUCCCAGAGGAACUUUGACGCAAUCCUUUUACAAUCUUAAAAGCGCCUUCCUCUGCUCUGGCACAUCCUUUUUCCAGUCAGCAGACACCUUCCUGGAAGGCACUUUGGAGAUCGUGAGGAAAUAUGUCCCAUUGACCUCCAUGGGAUUUACUUCUGAGUGAAAAUUCCUAGGAAUGGGAUGUUGAAUUGAAAUUUCUAUUUAUCACAUGGUACAAUGGCAGCUUGUUGAACAUGGCAUCGUUGUCCAAUUAAUGAAAUCCGUUUUCUUUACUUUGCAGUUGACGUGGUCUUCGACCCAGAGUCAGCUCCCUCACAACCGGAAGUGUCCAGAGUUAGGAAAAGUGUUUCAGACACAGGAAAUAUUUCUAAGUUUUUUUACUACAGUGAUAUGUUAA